This is a messenger RNA of Lolium perenne, 1557 nucleotides long. RefSeq lists its product as uncharacterized. The record is from RefSeq and is a predicted model, not a curated record. NCBI's taxonomy places the organism in Eukaryota, Viridiplantae, Streptophyta, Magnoliopsida, Poales, Poaceae.
UCUUCACGUUCUUCCUCUCGCCGCUGUUCUUUCCCUCCAGAGCUCAAGCUUUUCUUCUCUCCUCUCCAAUUUCCUUCACCAAUCACUUCCUCUGCCAGCAUGGGGAAGAAACAACCAGCCACGCGCACCACGGGCACCGCCGGCGACGCUACCUCAGGGAAGUCUCGAGCCACAGGAUGGGAAAGGUCAAAGUGCACCAAAAACGACCUCCACAAGAUGCGCCAAUUUGGGCUGCUUUCCGCGGCAGCGGAGGUGAAGCUUGCCGGCGACAAGACCGUUCCCCGUCCUGACGAAGGCUGGCGGGUAAUGUUCCUCGCCUUCAUUUUCCGUGGUCUUUCCCUUCCUGCCCACGAAUUUCUUCUUGGGCUUCUUUUUGUUUACGGCGUGCAGCUUCAUCAGCUCACGCCAAACUCCAUCUUGCACAUCGCGUGCUUCAUUACCUUGUGCGAGUGCUUCCUGGGCAUCGACCCACACUGGGGCCUAUGGAGGCGUUUGUUCUUUAUCCGGCGAAACGCGACAAGGACCUCUGUCCAUGUCGGCGGUGGCACCAUCAUCUUUGUUCGAGCCGAAGCCGAAUACUUUGACUUCAAGAUGGCCGAGUCCAUCCAGAACUGGCGCAAGAAAUGGGUCUACAUCAAGGACGAGAAAAUCGGAGAACAAAAGUUCGGUCUUGCCCCCUUCGACCCGACAAAAGAAGUGAAGAAGCUGAAGUCGUGGGAUCUUCCAUUGAUUGAAGCCGAAUUCCAGGAAACCAAGCCUCUUGGGGCCCGGAUCCACGCCCUGCAAACCGGGGAAGGCAAAGAUCUGUCGGGUCUGCAAAUCAUGACUCACUUCCUUCGGGUGCGAGUUCAGCCCAUCCAAGCGAGAGUCCAUGCCAUGUGGUGUUACUCGGGAUCCAAGGACCCGACAAGGGUUUCCAAGGAGGACUUGUCCACCGCUGAACUCGAGAAGAUAGCUCGACACUUCACCACGCUCACCGCUUCAGACAACAUCCCCUCCCCUUGUCGAGUUACACCGUUUGACAAGAAACAUCCACCACCAUCUGAUUACAUUUUCCUUUCUUGCCUUCCUCCAGUGCAUGAGGGAGGGGUAGAACCCGAAGCCGCUAAAGAAUCUGAAGCUACGGUGGAUCCUAAGGGAGACGCAGAAGCUAUCGAGGAAGAGGAGGAUGCUUUAUCCGAAUCUUACCAUACCGAGGUUUCACCCCCCUGCCAAUUCGCAGGACGAAAAGGCCAGAGGGAAAAGGAAACGAGCCGAUGCUGACGAGGGCUCUGAGUCUUCGAGUGCUUCACAGCCGAAGUUUGUUGUCCCAAUUAGCUCGGCUGCUCCUGCUCCCCAUGAUUGGUUUGACAUGACCGAGAACAUCAGCUCGGACAAGGAAGAACCUCCAAAGGACGCUACUGCUGACACGCUGCUGAAGGCGUUCAUCGUGAGCCAAGUAAGCCAAUGAGUCCGCGGGACUAGACCGUGGACUCACAAAUAUUGAAGAAUCCAGAGGAAAACCCCCUGGCGCCUCCCAAGAAGAAGAGUAAGAAAAGUGAUGCUAACAAGGGCAUC